CACUGCCAAACAGCCAACGACCACUUGAAGACCAACAGGCUUGAGGUUGAAAAACAAAGGCCAGGGGAAAAUCGCACGUGGUGCCAUACCUAACCCUCCUCGCAUAUUCCCAGGUAGCACUCAUGGAUGCUCAGCGGAAAUCACUUUUGCAUCGGUGUGGUACCUUCUAGCUUCUCACUGAUUUUGUUCACGACUGCGACUCGUUUUGAGUUUUCUGAAAACAAAAACUGCGAAAAAUGUCAACCUCACCAGCAGAUGGCAUCUCUAAGCUCUCCGUAGAGGAUGCUUCCAACAACGAAGCCCCACCCCCACACGACCGCUCGGCGGCAUCGCCGACUAGUGAAGCCACGCCAGCCAACUCGGCCCGCGAAGUGCCAGCCAGUUCCGCUGAAGUAACAGCAGCGUCUCCGUCAAAGGCUCCAGUUCCCGCCGAAGGUGUGGUCGAUACCAAGCCAGCUCGGACUACUUGCGGCGUCUGCGAGAAGGAGCCCAGCAAAUACAAAUGCCCCCAUUGCUCACUUGCAUACUGCUCCGUACCUUGCUCCCGCAUACACAAAGAGACACAUCCUCCCUCCUCCCUACCGCCGAAGCCGCCGCCACCGGUCAACCGGUCUGCAGCCAAGCACAGUCGCCAACACCCGUUUAGCGUUCUCGAUAACUCCCCCGAGUUGCGCAAUCUUUUCAAAAAGUAUCCAAACCUCCCAUCUACUCUGAAUCAGAUACACUCGGCGACAUUGCCCCCUAAUAAAGAGCCUGGCACGAGAGGUGGUCUUCCUUGGAAACUCUCAGAUGUGGAUUCCAGGCUUCUCGACGGCACGGGUCGCCCCGGCGGUGGUAGAAAGAAGAACGAACCCUGGUCUCAGGACGUUGGUCUAAGCCGCGGACGUGCCGCCCUUCGCAAGGCACGCAUGGAUCCUUCCGAUGUUGGCGAUGGCGUCAGGGAGUAUUGCGAGCUCGUGCUGUACCUCUUGUCCAAAGGUAGUGACAAGGACGAGGCCACGGCAAUGGUGAGCCGCGAAUACACUCAAGAAGAGAUCAAGCUCAUCGAGACUCUUCAACAGCAAGAACACGAAGACUGAUGUUGAGCUGGCAUAGCCAUGCCAGAAUUUGGGCGUGACAUCUUCAAGCAUCCUUCUCAUGACUCGCAUCGCUGUGUUUAUUUGUCUCCUGAGUAUCCAGUCUCAACGCUUCUGUACAUGAGGGGUGCUGGCAGUUCCCACCUGCUCUUAUGGUGGAAGAGCCCAAUGGGCUAGUCUCGUACCAGGUCAACAACAGAAGCUCAUAAGCACGCUUCGCUGCACGCUUAUGGCCCAGGAUUGAUUAUUAUCAAGUCCAGCACAGCAUACGGGGAAAUUUCUGGACGCCAGUUUGUGGUGCAUCAUGAGGUUACCUUGGGAAGCUGAGGUUGAGUUAUGUAUAUGACAAAGAAUCCAUACUUGGGCGACUUCAGCUCGGGUGAUUCUGGACCAACUUCGUUUGAAAACGAUCCCUUUUCCUUGCCAACCAGUCGCCCUCGCAACGUCCAGGUGGAUACGGGCCGUUUCAAGAGGGGCGAUAGCCUGGUCUUUUUGACUUCGUCACUCUGCGUCCAAUCUACACGGUGCUUGUUCGCGAUGGAGAUAUGCAGUGGCUUGACCAAUGGUGGUGGCGGCGUGUUGCUGCUGUGGUGGUCUAGGGAAUCUGGUGCGACUUGCGAGUCGCGGACAUUAGGGUCCUCCGACUUCCUUUCCGGGUAAAGACCUUUGCUGCCGCGCUUGUUUUCUUCUUGCUGAUCGCUCGUGCCAUUUGGAUGACCCUCUACCUCAUCUUCCGCUAUGCGACCCCCAUGAACUUGAUUUGAUUCCGGUUUUCGCCCGCUGGAAGCUUUCUGCUGCUCAUCUCUGCUGAGGUGGAGCUUGAGCGCACUCUUGGAUAGUCUGCGGACAAGACCGCUAGUUCCGGUACCCUCCCUCAUGCUGAUGGCUGUUGUUGUGACGGAAAACUGUAAAGCAGCCUCACGAGGCACAUACGGAUGGCUGGUCUGGGUCUGGGCAUCCUCCUUUGCUGCGUUUUCUGAAGACGGCUGUUGGGACGAUUUCCUCUUCUGGGUGUCGAUUUUGGCUUCUGAACGACGAAGCCCUGUGCUCACGGACGGAUCUGCUGCUCUGAAAGCUGCGAUGCCAUCUUGUUGCUGAUAUCCCGAUACGUGUGCGGACGCAAAAUCUGGAUUCAGGCUUGCGCGCCUCCGGCGUUCCGCAGCCCUCUGUUGCUCCUCGAGUACCAGGGAAAGCCGGCGAGACAGCUCCACUGGGUCGACGGAGUAGGUUGCUGACGACUUGCUCUGUCGUGGUCGUUUCAUGGUCUUGAUGGCCGUCAUCCUCCCAGGCUGCCGUAUCACUCCCGGACGUUCGCGGUUAUAAUAGUCCAUGGCUUGGCUGAUAACACCCAUGUGUGUGGUUUGGUGUGUUUUUUUUUGUAUGGGUUGGGAUAAGUUUGGGAGGAAAAGGGGUUAGGUGGUGGCAAUGCAGCAUAAGAAAGGGCGUGGAUGAGUAGGGCGCCCCUAAGAAGAAAAACACUGGGAGGGAGAGGCAAGAUUGCUAGCCUCAAAUCCUGUUUGUUGUCUAGGGGGGGAAAAAUGUUGAAGAAAUAUUGUCGUCUGGUUUAUUAUUUAUUAUUAUUUUAUUCUUGUUUGAUUGUUCCGCGGCGGCGUCCCGCGUGAGGCAAGGAAUUAUCAGCAAAUGACCUAGGUCUCGCUUGUCUCAGAUAGCGGCGUCGGAAACAGGCCGAGAAACGCGGUGUUGAGUUAAUCCCUCUUGAACGGACGGUUUUUAGUGAGAAGGUGUCCCCCUCCAAGACAAAGACGGGUAGUAGGUUUUCUGGCCUCUGCAAGCAUAGAAUGCAAAAGCAAGAAACAAAAUGAAUAUAUACUUGUAAGUCAGCUAGAG
Messenger RNA from Pyricularia oryzae 70-15, 2924 nucleotides. RefSeq lists its product as uncharacterized. The coding region runs from base 237 to 1079 and encodes 280 amino acids. Gene Ontology annotation, cellular component: nucleus; pre-snoRNP complex. Gene Ontology annotation, biological process: box C/D snoRNP assembly; snoRNA localization; maturation of LSU-rRNA from tricistronic rRNA transcript (SSU-rRNA, 5.8S rRNA, LSU-rRNA). The transcript is spliced from 3 exons. NCBI's taxonomy places the organism in Eukaryota, Fungi, Ascomycota, Sordariomycetes, Magnaporthales, Pyriculariaceae. The record is from RefSeq and is a predicted model, not a curated record.